Messenger RNA from Eleginops maclovinus (Patagonian blennie), 2575 nucleotides. RefSeq names its product TM2 domain containing 3 (gene tm2d3). Bases 53 to 838 code for a protein of 261 amino acids. Lineage: Eukaryota; Metazoa; Chordata; Actinopteri; Perciformes; Eleginopidae. The record is from RefSeq and is a predicted model, not a curated record. The transcript has 6 exons.
AGACACUCGUCUUUCCUACAUUCCCUGAACGCAUCUCUGGUUGGAUACAACAAUGGCUUCUCCCUGUCAGAUCUGGAGACCGGACCGAGGACGCUGCUUUAAAACCUACGGGAUCAUCUUCGUUUUGUUUACGGAUCUGAUGUUACAAUGUGUUAACGGGUAUCUGAGCUCUCCUCAUGUUGGUCAGGAGCCUCCAUACCCCAGAGAGGCCCAGCAUGGACCUGUCAUCACCAGCCCAGUGGUGCCUGCUGCAGUCUCUGUUUCUCCUGCAGAUGAGGAGAGCUACACCUCCAGGUGUCCCAGCGGGGGUUUGUGUCAGCGCCUGCCAGCGGAUUGCAUGCACUGCAACUUCCAACACAACUGCACCUACGCAAAAGCUGCUUCCUUCACUUGCAAACCCAGAAAAGGAGUUCACUGUAUAGGGGAGUCGGGUCAGCAGCAGACCAACUUCUCUCUCUCCAUCAGCUGUCAGUUCUGCUGGCAGCUGGACCCGUCCCAGUACCGCUGCUCCAACUCCACCAGCUGUAUGACCGUGUCCUGCCCGCGCAAACGCUACAACGCCACCUGCGAAGUGCUGGACCACGUGCACUGUUUAGGUAAAAGACGUUUUCAGAAGCGUCUAUAUUGUAACUGGACCGGCGGGUACAAAUGGUCAACGGCAUUAGCACUCAGCAUUACGCUCGGUGGUUUUGGGGCUGAUCGCUUCUAUCUGGGUCAGUGGAGAGAGGGGCUGGGAAAGCUGUUCAGCUUCGGCGGCCUGGGCAUCUGGACUCUGAUAGAUGUGCUUCUGAUCGGCGUCGGAUACGUGGGGCCCGCUGACGGCUCUCUUUACAUCUGAAGCUUUGGAGGAAACGUCCGGACGCUCUUUGCCCUCUUCACUCCCUGAAGAUUGAAGAUCUGUGUUCUUGGCACGUUCGCCUGCACAAGCUCGUUGCACAACACGUCCUCAUCCCAUCUGCUAACCGGCAGGAAGUGUUUUCUUCCUCACACCAGCCACGACUCCACCCACACAGAGCAUCAGAUCCGUCUCCAUCACUCUCCUGUCGAGCGCUCUGCAGAUGGAUCUGUGCGCGGUGACGAGGAGCCGGUCAUUAUCAGAAGUCUGUCUGCUCGGUUCGACUUCACUGCUGAUUUAUAGAUAGGUUUGGUUUCCUGUGGAGUACAAACACAUACACACACGCAGAGCAGUGUUACUACCCCCUUAUUGUAAAGGUAAAUGUGUCAAUGGGGGGUCAAGUGGUAACCAUGGCUGCAGAGCUUUUAAUGGGGACUCCAGAAACAAAAGGCGACUGAAGGCUGGUAUUUAUGUGCGGAGGGAAAGCAUGAUCACACAGAAGGGAAUUUUUUUUAUUGACGACAGACAGUUGGCCUUGUGGAUGUGUUCAACGGUUAUUAGGUUGUAUAUUUCCCCCUACACUGAGUAAAGACACAACUGUAAGAGAAUUAUUUAUCUUAAAGGGACAGUGCAGAUUUCUUCUGUGGGGUUGUAUGAGGUACCAAAUCAGUAGAUGACAGGAGUAGAAGAACACCUAAAAUGAUCACUAUCCAAUAAAUGUAUGCUAUGUUUUAAAUAUUUUCACUUCUCUACUUCACCACGAGACAGCUCUUUACUGACAGGAGCUGAAUCUUUUAUCUAGUCACUUCAAAACCACCAAUUUCAGCACUUUGUGUCCAACACACAAAUGGCUAAGAGUGUUCAAAAACGUUCCACCCACUCGAUAAAUGAAGUGGCUGGUGAGUGCAGCGAGUCUGCUGGUGCUAAUUUUAAGCACUUGUUAUGUCACUUUGGUGUUUUAAAGGGUUAGUUUAGAUACACAGAAGUCACACAAAAACAAAAACAAAUCCCAGGCUGCAGUAAAGUAGAAAAUACUGUCUGAUCUACGAGCGGAAAUUACUCAUUUUCUCAAUAGACUGGUGUCUCUCGGGGAAAAAAGUGUCAGUUCCCGAUAGAAAAAAGUCUGACCGCGAAAUCAAGCGGUAAAAGAUUAGAGAAUUUAUACUGAUCAUUAUUUAUUCCAGUGAGUCUUUAGUAGGUUUGUUUUGAAGGUUAUACUUGUGGGUAAGUACCUCACUAAUCACAAAAUCUGAACUAUCCCUUUAAGGAUUACGUUAAAUGACACCCUGGCUUAAAUUCAAAGUUCAUAUGUUGUUAACUUUAUAAAAUAACAGUUACGUUAUCUUCAAACUGGAACUGGUAGAGACCUGAGAGAGGUGCAAUUCCACUUCCUGUCAUCACUUACUGCUGCAUCAUUUUCAGGAAAUGCAGAGAUAACAAUCUCCAUGUUGACUAAUAUUGAAACAGAUGCACCAGCACGCAUGUGUGGUUUCCCGUGUUGGAGAUAACCUGUGCAUUCGGCUGGCAUUUCUUCCCUGGCUCAUUAUCGUUCUUCACAUUGCAGAAGCAGCUCUGUGUCCUCUGUUCUAAUGAGCCUGUGUGGAGCUAAUGGGCUCACCUCUCACUCCAUGUAAAUAUGUCUCUUCUGUUCCUCAGUGUCAGGUCAUUCUCAUCUGUUUUCAAACACUGUAAAUGUCAUUUUUUAAAGUUCUGUAAAUAAAAUUGUGAAAUAUUAAAGUG